AUGGAAAACGGACUUCACGUUGAGGAUAGUAUCUGGUUCUAUGCCCCGAAUAAGGGAGUACCAGUAUUUUUCGCGAUCGCUUUUGCAACUAGUGGCGGCGUUCAUUUCUGGCAGGCCAUGCAUUAUAAGAGCUGGAGGCUUACCGGCCUUUACUUCGCCUGCUCGCUCCUGUUCGUGGCAGGUUUUAUUGCCAGAGUACUCGGGGCAUUCGAUUACACGAAACUUAUAUACUAUGUCGUUAGUACCUGUCUUAUUUAUGCCGCUCCUCCCUUAUAUGAGCUUUGCAAUUACUAUGUCCUCGGCCGUAUACUGUACUUCGUCCCAUAUCAUUCUCCGAUCCACCCAGGCCGUGUAUUGACGACCUUUGCCGCCAUUUCCACCAUAAUCGAGACGCUCAGUGGUAUAGGGGCAGCUUACCAAUCUAUUCGGACUUUGCCAAUAGGUUUGCAACAAACGGGUCAGACGUUACUCAAGGCCGCGUUGACAUUGCAACUCGUCGUCGUCUGCCUUUUUCUCGCGCUGGCCGUAACUUUCCACACAAGAUGCCUAGGAAACGGGAUCAACCAUGUUAAGAUCAACCAGGCACUCCUGACUCUUUAUAUCAGUAGCGCGAUCAUUAUGGCUAGAUGCAUUUACCGAACGGUUGAGUUCUUCGACAUUAGCAGCGUGAACUUUUCGUCGCCCGACACUGAUCUCUUGGUGCUGAGCCCUAUUAUCCGCUAUGAAUGGUUCUUUUACGUGUUCGAGGCGACGCUCAUGCUUUGCAAUAGUAUUCUGCUGAACAUACGCCAUCCACGUCGGUGGCUUCCCGAGUCCACGAAAGUUUAUCUCGGCAGGGACAGCAUAACGGAGAUCAGCGGGCCAGGUUACAAGCAAGAGAGGAACCUCCUCGCUACGCUUUUUGACCCGUUCGACGUGUACGGUAUGAUCAAAGGCAGAGACCAGAGGACACGUUUCUGGGAUGAUAAUGGCGACGCUGGAAAAGCCGAAGCUGACGCGGUAUGAACUUUGACGCCAAAGUAGGCUAGAAAAGCCGAGCAAUAGUGACACGAGUUGGAAUUAGGAGAUAUUUCGCGGUUAGACGUCUACCUACGACGGUGGAUAGGCUAGUAGGGUACGAUGGAUAAGAUCGAGGCGCGACUCACGUCCACUGUGACGAAGUGAUGGGGCUCGGCGUAAGGGGGAUUGUCAUCUGGAACCGGGGUCCGUUGGAAACGGGAUGGAAACGGGAGCCACACCAGGCGAUAGCAUCUGUCGACU
Molecule: messenger RNA, 1260 nt
Organism: Annulohypoxylon truncatum
Lineage: Eukaryota; Fungi; Ascomycota; Sordariomycetes; Xylariales; Hypoxylaceae
Exons: 3
Coding region: 1-1005 (334 amino acids)
Cellular component (GO): membrane
Source: RefSeq, a predicted model, not a curated record